Messenger RNA from Trypanosoma conorhini, 837 nucleotides. RefSeq names its product ARM repeat-containing protein. Lineage: Eukaryota; Euglenozoa; Kinetoplastea; Trypanosomatida; Trypanosomatidae. Gene Ontology annotation, cellular component: exon-exon junction complex; cytoplasm. Gene Ontology annotation, biological process: nuclear-transcribed mRNA catabolic process, nonsense-mediated decay. The transcript has a single exon. The record is from RefSeq and is a predicted model, not a curated record. The coding region runs from base 1 to 837 and encodes 278 amino acids.
AUGUCUGCGUCCACCGCAGAUCUCCUUGCUGAGCGGGCAGAGCUGCGGAGGCUCAAUUUGAGCCCGGCACCCCAACGUGGCGCUUUUGCGGCAAGGAGCUCACGGCUAAAGUUUGACGUGAAGAAGGCGACUGCGUUAGCGAAGCGAUUCAAAAACUACUCCGCCGAGGCGUCGGAAAAAGCGAUUUUGACGCAGAUUGAGACUGUGAGCCUUGGUAUGUUCCUCUCCGAGGCGGCCCACGGCGUCGUGCAGUCGCUCUGUCAAGGGACAAGGAUGAAGCCGGCGGAUGCCCAUUCGCUAGCUGUAGUCUGCUCUGAGGUACACCAGCGCUACGAGGAGUUUUGGCCCUCGGUCCAGAAGGAGUUGAGGGAGAAUGCUGAGAUUAUUGUGGACGCCGGGGCACUCAAGGCUGCUGUGGAGCGCAUCGAGGAAUACGCGUCAGCGACGGCACUAACCGCUGGCGAAGGAACUGCACCGCCAGCAACGUCGGCAGCACCUUCGGCGCCUUCAGCGCCCCCUGCUGCCACAGUCAAAAACCCUCUCCCACUGUCGUCGGGCAAGUCGCCGGUGGAGGAAUUUAAUCGUCUACGCCUGGUCGCCAGGGUGUUUUGUGAGUGGUGGCUCGUGGGACUCUUUGCGGACGCUAAGCCAGUCUUGAACCUCUUGAAAUUAUUGAAAAAACUUGCGGAGAGGCGGGCGGGAACGCCAAAUAACUCCCUAGCCGUUGCGACAGUUCUCUCGAUCACGGUCCUUAUGGUGCGCGAAGUAGGCAUCGAGAUGCUUGGCAACGAGAAUGCGGCGUUGCCAUGCCUCUUUGCCGGAAAAGGGGGUCGAUGA